Molecule: messenger RNA, 1084 nt
Organism: Orycteropus afer afer
Lineage: Eukaryota; Metazoa; Chordata; Mammalia; Tubulidentata; Orycteropodidae
Gene: CIAO2A
Product: cytosolic iron-sulfur assembly component 2A
Source: RefSeq, a predicted model, not a curated record
UUGUCCCGCCGAAACUUACUAAUGCAUGCUGGGGCUUGUAGUACUUGUAGCACCCUUCCCAAUGUCCUCUGCGCUACUCCUUCCGGUCCCGCCUAUCUCUGCUGUCCUGGACUGUUUAGGAUUCUCUUAGCCUGUUUGAAGACCAGGAAGUUUUAAAGUUUCUAGACCGGCUGUUGAAAGACGGUGGCUUGGGUGGGACAGUCGCCAGGGAUGGCGGAGUAUGAGGAUGGAGCGGUUGUCUGGGCUGCUGUCUUGGACGCUGAACAGAGUCCUGUGGCUCUCGGGCCUCUCUGAACGGGGAGCUGCCCGGCAGCCCCGGAUCAUGGAAGAGAAAGCGCUAGAGGUUUAUGAUUUGAUUCGUACUAUCCGGGACCCAGAGAAGCCCAAUACUUUAGAAGAACUGGAAGUGGUAACAGAAAGUUGUGUGGAGGUUCAGGAGAUACAUGAAGAAGACUAUCUGGUUAUUAUCAGGUUCACGCCAACAGUACCUCAUUGUUCUUUAGCAACUCUCAUUGGGCUGUGCUUAAGAGUAAAACUUCAGCGGUGUUUACCAUUUAAACAUAAGUUGGAAAUCUAUAUUUCUGAAGGAACACAUUCAACAGAAGAAGACAUCAACAAGCAGAUAAAUGACAAAGAACGAGUGGCAGCUGCAAUGGAGAACCCCAAUUUACGGGAAAUUGUGGAACAGUGUGUCCUUGAACCUGAUUAGUAGCUGUUUUAAGAGUCGUUGAACUGUAAUUAUUUGAUAGAUUUGUUUAAACUCUUUGUAAAAUGUAAAAGACUCAUGUUUAAUAACUAGGUGAUUUGUACCUCAGAAGAUUUUUUUUAAAGGAUCAUUUCCAAGCAAGAUUUAAUUAUAAGGUAGUAACUAGUUUGUUCAGUGGAUAACAUUCUAAGGAUUUAUAACAAUUAAGUGAUCAGACAGAGAAAUAUUUUCUAGUUAUUAUGUGUAAGAUGAGUUGCUAUUUUUCUGAUCCCAUUCUGAUAGAACUACUUUUCAUGUCAGAUUGCUACUCUGCCCAGAUAUAUUAAAUUUUAAUCAUUAUUCUGUGAAAUAAAAAUAAACAGACGAUUCUUGUAAUGA